Messenger RNA from Symbiodinium natans, 1227 nucleotides. NCBI's taxonomy places the organism in Eukaryota, Dinophyceae, Suessiales, Symbiodiniaceae. The record is from the annotation of a GenBank genome assembly.
AUGCACAAAUUGGAGAACAAUGCUCAAAUUUGGGCAAGGCAGCGGUUGGUUCGUUGUCUCUUCAAGGCUUAUGAGCAGGUGCAGAGAAGUUGCCCGCAAUGGGACUUUUCUUCUUCUCUGCAACCUCCAGUUGUUCCAGUUGUCAAGGCCAUCGUGGGCCACAUCUUCCCUGAGCUUCGCGUGCCUGACUUUCAGACUUUCCGGUCUCACCUCUCCAGGCGGCUUCGUGAUGCGAUCCCAGCAGCCGCGCAACGGGUUGAGGGACGGCCAUUUCCGUUGGAGAUCCCUCUUGGUUCAGUGCUGGACAAGAAGCUCUGCCAAGGUCCAGGAGUCUCGUUGCAUCGGAGCUUGCGGGAGAGUUGGGAGGCGGAGUUUCAACGUUCUCAGGACACAGAAGUUUUGGCCAAGCAGGUCCUGAACGAGGCACAUCGGCGGGCCUUUGCCGAACUGGUGUUCCAAGAAGCUGUGAAUGUCCGUGGAAUCCUUCUGCAGAGUUGGAGGCAGGUGUUGAUUGCAGUUUCAGAUUUCCUACCGGAAGAUGCCAGGGGGCAAGCCUUCAAAGCCUUGCAGGUGACAUGUGCUGCAGGGACAGCACAACGAGCCAGGCUGGUUGCGUUGCUGGCUGCUCCACCGGGUCUGCUGCCAGAUCUCAGAGCCCUGAAUCCAUUCUUUGAGGAUCGGACGUUUGGUUCGUUCCCUCGUUGGACGGUUCAGACCCCUCAGAGCCAGAUCCCAGCAGAGCUGAAGAAUGCCAUGAGGGAGUUGGUGCAGCUUCAGGGCUUGGCCACGUCUUUAUGCCGCAUUGCCCAGGAAUUGAAUGGUGAAGUCAGCGCCACCUUGCAGAGGCAGGUCGCAGACCUUUUGGAGAUGUCCACAGGCCCCAAAAUGCGAGAUGAAUGGCUUCAGUUCGAGUGGGAGCAGCGCUUGGUAUGCCGACCUGUUCAGCUACAUGUUGCGACCGAUAUGAUGUCACCGGGUUUCGACCAGAAAGUCCUCCAGUUAAACAUGGGCGAGGGCAAGAGCAAGGUUAUCUUGCCUUUGCUUUGCGCAGCCGUCGCAGAUGGCGAGCAGUUAGUCAGGGCAACCUGGCUGUAUCAAAACGGCCAAGCCACUUUGACCUUCUUUCAGCUCAUGCUCGUUUGGUCUUCUGCCAUUGUUCCAGAGUCUUCUGGCAGAGCAUUGCAGCACAUGGCACUCUAUCUGCCGUAUCUUCUUUCUUUGAGGUAG